Molecule: messenger RNA, 2769 nt
Organism: Besnoitia besnoiti
Lineage: Eukaryota; Apicomplexa; Conoidasida; Eucoccidiorida; Sarcocystidae
Exons: 3
Coding region: 1-2769 (922 amino acids)
Source: RefSeq, a predicted model, not a curated record
AUGUCACAAGGAAGGUCACUGGACAUGCAAAAGUGCCACGUGUUCCAUUCCGUCUCUUCCGGAGAAGCUGCACGUGCCCGUGGCUCGGACACGACAGCGUCAUUUGGUGCCACCCAGUGGGGUGUCACCCCGUUGCGAGGGGCAUCAGGGUGCGCUUGGAAGAAGACCGGUAGCCAAACCUUUGUCGAGGGCAGCGUCAGUUCCAGAAAAGCCCCGCGUGAUGGGGCAGAUAUCAAGAAGCGGGGAGAUCGUGGGCACUAUUCAGCUUAUGACGGCCCCCGCAAGCGUGAGCUCCCUGAAGCUGCGCCGAGCGAUAAAGUUUGGCUGCGCUGCUCGAGAAACGACUGCGACAGUGUGUCAGGGAGCGGUGAUGAAGGCAGGGGAAGCUCAGCAGGAGCCAUCCGAUCUGACGGCAGUUCACCAGUGGCAACGGCAACAGGUGGGGUAGGAUACGUUGGUUCCAUUCGUGCAGCAGCAUCAGAACAUCUAUCGCUUCUAACGAAAUGCCCUCCCUUGUGGCCAGCACUGCUGCGACUGACCAGCAAGCCUCGACAAGACGAGAAGGUCGUAUGCCGAGAGCUACAAGUGUUAACUCUACUAAGGCAGGCGGCUAGCAGCAUGACCAAAGACGUUGAAGAGCUUCCUCCACUGUGCCGCGCUCACAUUCACGUUGCCCACUUUAUGGAGGACGACGUGCUGGUAGCUCUGGCCCAACAUCCUCUCCAGGAUGAGGCACUGCAUCUGAAAUGGCGAGGCAUAGCGACGCGUCCGCUGUUAGUCCAUGCGAGCUUGGAGAUAACCAAUGAUGACGUUUGCGGAUCGGUAGCUGGCCGCGGAGCGUCUCUCAAGGUGUACGACAUUGCUCUCGCGGUCACAGGCUCAUUUGCAGCCUUGCGGUUGAAAUGCGCAGAAGGAUGGAUCACUGCAGAAUGCGUUGACAUGUCCGCCUGGCAAGGCUGUUGCCAGUGUCGCCGUCGCAACUUCUGUCACAUGUGGACCCGGGAAAUAGAGUGGGAGCGGAGGGACGAAGAAUGCUGCAAACCGUUGUGGGGGAGCAGGAUUCGUGCGUCUCGGGGACCAAGACGAGUCCCCCAUACUACAGUAGCGGCGAAAUCGUGUCAUAGAAAGCAACCACCUGGAGCAGCCGACGCCGUUGACGUGGCUCGUCGGGAAGCAUCUGGUCGCCGGAACGACGCCACACGUAAAAGCGGGCCGCGGGCCAUGUUAACAGCUGUUGGGGUAGACUUCGAGGGAAGCGUCGAAGCCGAUGAGGAAGACCGUACAGAGAAGGAGUGUGGACGACAGCUGCUGGUUGGUGCGCAAAGGAGGACACACAGAAAAGCCGUAGGCAGCUUUUUGAGGCUCAGAUCAGGAACCAGAAAAAGUUUGAGUGUCAGCAGCGAUAGUGAAACCGCACGCAACAGAAGAUCUCGAACUCUCCCCGACGGGCACGGGCACGAGAAGCCCGAAACGGUUGGCCGCGUGAGAGAUAACUGGGAUGACGGCAGUCCCCAAAAGUUUCGCCAGACAAGCGAAGACGAGGAAAGAGAAUGCAGCGAAACAGCCGCAUCGUCGCGGAGACUCGUUUCACAGCUUCUCGGAUGCGGGGCCGCAUGCUCUGUGGCCUUGGGUGUUCCAACGGGGGGGCGGUUGAGCGGAUGCCGUAUUUUCAACCGUCGCCGGCGAUCCGUAUCCACUGUCAGACGGAGAGAAUCAUCCAACCCUGUCCAGGCCAUCAGAGUCAAAGAGCGGAAGUGCAGUUCGUCGUCCAUUAGAAGUGAGACAGCCAGCGAGAGAGGAUGCGUUGCGGGAUUCGCUCGGAAAGGCCGGCGUUGUGGCCAACCUCCGACAAGACAUAGGGAUGCCGGCAGUGUGGGUGUCAGAGACAUCCGCCGACUACGCAAAACGUGUGGUCAAAAAGGUGGUCUGCAUGGUGCCUGUCGCCUUUUAACUCGGGAAGUGGUUCAGGUUUGGGCGAGAGCGGAGGAAGGCUGGUACCGUACGGACGAUGAGGCACGCGUGCAGUUUCCCAAUGGGCAGCCUGAAUGGUGGAAAGACGCCGGCAUCUGGGGUAAUUACCGACGUCACAACAGCUCAUGCUACUUGCACGACUGUGAGGGCUCCCAGGAAAUUACCCUGGGAAACUCUUCGGGCGCGUCCUCCCAGAGCAGCGAACAACAGUGUUGGUGUCAUCGCCGAUGCUCGCGACUGGUGGAACGAUGGUGUCGCGGUCCUACCAAGAGGACAUUGAACAGCUGCUCGGCGUUUGAUGCGGCGCCUUACAACAGAAGACAAAUGUGUAAGCAGGGGCGAAUCAGACGCUUUACCUGUGGAAAUGAGCCAUUGCCUAGUCUCCACGGUGACUCCAGCGGAGAACAGGAGGGGCACGAGAUCUCAACUUCUUCGACCACUACGGCUGCUUUAGGCAGAGGACUAAUGAGUGAUGACGAGGUGCGAGACCUUUCGCGUAGUCAGCAAUCCAGCAGUGGUGUUGGCAAUCGCUCGAACCACCGAUCGCCGGGGAAGAUUGGAGUCACGCUACCAGCAGGAAACGCGGGGGGCAUUACGCCGUGGUUACCAGCAGUAUCGGAUGGACUACGAGGAGAUCCAGGCGCAAGCGUAAAGGCUUCAACUCUUGGGACGCAUCGACAGGGCGAGGAGGCGCCACGUCCGUUCAGACAGAGAUGGUUGUUGUACCGUGUCUGUGGGCGCAACACCGUUCCAGUCGGGUGCGUGACUCUGUCGAACUACAGAGUCCCGAUUCUAUAG